GGCAGGCCACCAGAUCCCCCUUCAUCUCCAUAUGAAGAAAGGUAUCCAGCAAAUUGCAUUGCUUGUUGUUCUACUCCCCAAUGCACUCGUAGGACGAUCUUCCCUAGAAGUAUGGCCGCCCUUUGAAGGUCACCUAGAAUUUCUCCAGCCAAGCGCAGAACUCGCAUCAAGCAGAAAUUCUAUAACCACUUACGUGACCCAUCAUGCAUGGAUUCCAGGCAAUUCUAGUACUACGUAUUAUGGUGUAGAGGCUACACUAGACGUUUAUGGGUUUACUUUACAACAUGACCAAAUAACCGAGGGUGGCAUCUGGAUUACCAGCAUAGGAGAUGGCCACCCAAUUCCGGACAAUGGAAUUCAAAUUGGAUGGCACGUUUACCCAGAUUUGCACAAGGAUUCACGCACACAUUUCUACGUAUCGUGGGCCGCUAGCAGAUCACGUAACAAGGGCUGCUUCAACAUGGUUUGCCCUGGUUUUCAAAAGACAUCAUCCAGCAUAGCUCCAGGUGAUGUCAUCAAUCCAGUUUCAAGUAUCAAUGGCACCAAACAGUACAUCACGAUAAGGUUAUUCAAGGAUAAAUCAUCUGGAGACUGGCAUGUACAUUAUGGACUAAAUAGUUCCCCAAAAUCAGUUGGUUACUUUCCGAAAUCCUUGCUUCCUGCAAUGAUAGAUAGACCAGUUCUGCUCAGAUUUGGUGGCUAUGCAGCUCGCAGGAAACCAGCACCAAGUCCUCCAAUGGGCAGUGGGUAUAUUCCAUUCAGCGGCAAAGCUGCAUUGGUGAGUAACCUCAAGCUAAUCGAUGCCAAUGGUAUUGCUCACUUUGUCAACAUCGAUCUGCCAUUCUAUGCAACUAGUCAAAAAUGUUAUCCUUUUUCUUAUAUUAAUUCCGGACGGUUCUUCUAUGGCGGACCUGGUUGUUUUGAUAACUAGGGAUACACCAGAUAUGUAUGUCCAACUGUUAUGAACUAAGAAAUAAAGUUUCAUAUCCUGUACUAAAGGUUCUUUCCUAAGAUUACAAUAGUUGUUAUUAUAUAUUACUGUGAAAAAAGUUGGCCUUCUA
Hordeum vulgare subsp. vulgare (domesticated barley) is the source of this 1061-nucleotide messenger RNA. RefSeq lists its product as uncharacterized. The transcript is spliced from 5 exons. The record is from RefSeq and is a predicted model, not a curated record. NCBI's taxonomy places the organism in Eukaryota, Viridiplantae, Streptophyta, Magnoliopsida, Poales, Poaceae. The coding region runs from base 32 to 931 and encodes 299 amino acids.